Prorocentrum cordatum is the source of this 482-nucleotide messenger RNA. NCBI's taxonomy places the organism in Eukaryota, Dinophyceae, Prorocentrales, Prorocentraceae. The record is from the annotation of a GenBank genome assembly.
CUGGUCUGCGGGUCGGGAGCGGGCUCCUUCCGGUCAAGGGCUAAACGGGGCGCGGGUAGCCCUAAUUGGGGAGACAGGAGGUGUGCGCGAAGAGUGGCGCGAGGAGGACCGCGGCGCAGCACUCCUAGAGCGUCGUGCUGUCGCCCGCGGGAUCGCCGGUGGAGUUCUGGGGGAGGCAGGCCGCAUCCUCUCCUGGGGCUCCGGGUACGGGCUCACGCAGGACUCGAUGGCCGCCAGCAGGAGUAUCGCGACCGCCGCGCAGCGCAGGCUCCGCCGCCCUGGAGAUCUCGAGCUCUUCGAGGGGGAAGUGGAACAGGCAAUUGUGAUGCAUCGGCACGAGAGCAUCGCCAUGAAGGUGAUUGGAAUGUAGCUAGGAAGCGGGUGAAUGACCAGACCUGGUCGACUGAACUUUCGUGUCGUGUAGUGUUGUCAAACGUCCGAGUGAGUUCGGGCGCUCUUGAAUGUUCUUGAGCAGGACAGCG